Cyphomyrmex costatus is the source of this 3721-nucleotide messenger RNA. Its product is annotated as erythroid differentiation-related factor 1. Gene Ontology annotation, biological process: positive regulation of DNA-templated transcription. Lineage: Eukaryota; Metazoa; Arthropoda; Insecta; Hymenoptera; Formicidae. The coding region runs from base 152 to 3706 and encodes 1184 amino acids. The transcript has 9 exons. The record is from RefSeq and is a predicted model, not a curated record.
UCUUCGCAAGGUUUUCAAGGCUUUUCUUUAUCUGGUUUAAGCAGGCUUGUGAGUCAAUGCCGACAGUGCCAUGCUUUGCAUAGCUUCACGCAUCCAUCUAGAUAUUUUCAGAUACAGUAAUAUUUUACUAUCAUACAGUUGAUUCAAAAGGAUGUCGAAAAAUACAGAUACUAACAUUGUUCCAAUGAAGUCAAUGGCUCUAGCUAUACCGCCAGAUUCUCCAAAGAAACCCGUGAAAUCAACUGCAGUAGUGAAAUAUUCUGCAGUACAAACUCCAGUGACAUAUGCACAAUUACAAUGCAACACAGAUUUGAACCUUCCACCCAGUAACUGGCUUAGUAGCUCGGCAGAAAGUUAUGGUCUACAAAAUGUUUGGUCUCAGAGUACCGGAUUCUCUAGUUUUCGCAUGGCACACAUGUUUCCUGAUUGCGUUGGUGAAGUGGAUGUGGUGUCAGAUGCUGAAAAUAUAAAGAAAUUGCUUAAACUGCCUUACAAUCAUGAUGUGAUUUCAAUGAUGGUUCAUCGUAUUGAAAAUACAUUGUUGCUAGAUGAUUUUGACAUACAUAAAUAUCUACUGAGACAAGCGGAGAGCGAUUGGGAAUGGUUAAAAAAAUUCUUCUACGAGCAUAUUUUUCAAAAUCUUGGUGACAAAGAAAAACGUCUCUUUCAUAAGGCAUACAGUAGAAAUAGUUUACAACAGAGGAAUCUGGUAUCAAAAUUUCUAUAUCACUCUAUAGUACUAGCGGAUAAAGACAAAGGAAGCGAAAAACCUCAGUUACCUGUGAAAACAUUAGAACCAUGUUUACCUGAGCCUACACAAGAGGAGAAAGUACCUGAUCCAAAUUACAAACAUAAUUUUUCAAGAAACGUUGUAUGGACGUUUGAAAACAUACAGAUGCUUGUGGGGACAGACAUGCCGAUAUUUGGCGGUCAAACACAUCCAUGCAUAAGUUUACGACUGAGAGAUAUGACAAAACCUAUAAAUGUCUUAACAGGAAUAGACUAUUGGUUGGACAAUUUAAUGUGUAAUGUUCCAGAAGUAGUGAUGUGUUAUCAUUUAAAUGGUAUCGUACAGAAAUAUGAACUGAUAAAGACGGAAGACCUUCCAAAUUUAGAUAAUUCAAAGUUUAGUCCUAAAGUAAUUCGAGACGUUGCUCAGAAUAUUUUAAGUUUUCUAAAAAAUAAUGCGACAAAAGCUGGUCACACUUACUGGUUAUUUAAGGGUAAGGAUGAUGAUGUUGUGAAGUUAUAUGAUUUAACAUCAUUGUGCAGUGAUGUUUCAGAAGAGAAGGGACAAAAUCCUUUUACUGUGCCUGUUGCAAUGUUGUUAUACAGAGUAGCUCGCAACAUGAAAUAUUCUCCCGAUUAUCAUCGCUAUCAAGGCACGAUUAGAAUGCUGUUGAAAAAUUGCGUUCAGUUGCUGCCUAAGGAGAAAUAUCCGCAAAUCGUUACAUCUGCACAUUUUAUGCUUUCGGAUUUGUACAUACCAUCGGAUACAGAUCCAGCCAGUCCAGGGUUAUCAGAUCAAAGCGACGAAGAGGAUGUUCAUAGCGAGUGUGGUGCAAGUCAAGAAAAUGAAAAGGAAGAGGAAGAAGAAACUUGCGCGAUUAAAUCUUUGACCUUAGCCAACAUGAAAGAGCAAGUGGAACGUGAGCAACCAAAGUAUAAGGCACCUCCAAUGUCAGGUACUGUAGAAGAGAGAUGUCUGUCUGGAUUGGAACAUGUUACGCACGGACUCGAUUGUCUUCAAUAUUUUCCAACUGAUGACAGCAAUGACGAGGAGAAAAAAAAAACUGAAGAACAUGAGAAAGAGAAAAAGAAAUACGAGGAGAUGCAUCCUAACGUAGCGAAACCUUUCCAAGCGAUUCCUAUGCCUUAUACCCCAUUAAAUCAGAACGACAAGAGUACCACGUCCAAAACAAAUUUGGAGAAUCAUAGUCCCGCCCAUAAAAAGAAAAACAAACAGAAAAAGAAGAAAAGUGAAAAGAACAUUACGAAGGAAGUAGCAAACGUGAAUGCUCUGUUGUGUAAACCGAAGACAGAAACAUUGCCAACAUGGCAAGCGCCGAAAAAAAGCGAUAACAUUUGUUGGAGUGCUCAUUUAGAAAUAUUAUUAUACGAGAAAGCGUCGUUAAUAUUGGCUGUGCUCGCCGAGAAUGAAUAUGUAAAUAAAAAUUAUGGUGCCUCCUUAAGAUAUAUGUUGGAAGUAUUGUAUUGUCAAAAAAUAUUGGAAAUCUUCUGCGGUGUAAGAAAUGAUAAAUCGGUUAGUUAUCUAUUAGCUCGCGCGGGGGAUUGUUGUUUUAUGACGGUGCAGGACUGGUGCAACGUGGAGAAGCAUAGGAAAGAUUACAAUACGAAGAACGAAAUGGAAGAGAAAAUAGUUGAAAAAUUGUUCAGUAUAGAGGAUUUGGAUAUGAAUGGUGCUGAAUUAUUACCGAAGGAAUUAGAAAGUCUAGAAUCUACAUUGGUUUCGUCAUACAAGUGUUACAAGAAAGCUCUGUCUCUGGAGCCGAUGGACAAAAAUAACUUGUUGAGACGACUAGGGAACAUCCAUAACGAGUUGGGUGCUCUUUACAUGAAUCAAGCGGGAUCUCGAUAUCAGCAAGAAAAUAUGGAUGAAUCAUCGAAUUUGCCGGACGUAACUAUACUUUUAACGCAUUCGUUAACUCACUUGGAAUCUGGGGUUAAAGCUUUCGAGACGGUUCACGACGAAGCAAAUUUGGCGCUUUUGCACUCCAAUACCGGUCGACUUAUGCGACUCUGUGCACAUAUGCAUGACAAACAAAACACGCAGGAGCGUCAUUUUUAUAACAAGGCACUCGUGAGCUAUCAAAAGGCUUUGCAAGUCUUAGGUGACAGGAAAACAAAUCCGGCAAUAUGGGACACGGUCAUGUGGGAUUUUUCGACAACGUUGUACACGAAAGCCUCGCUAUUACAGGAUUAUCCUACUGCUAAAUACAAAGAUGAAGUGGAAUUGGAGAGAGAAGUAGUAGAUACUCUUCAGAAGGCACUCAAAUAUUGUGAUAUAGAUACACCGGGACCACGUCAGCCGAUUUAUCAAUUCCGUGCUGCGACCAUUCAACAUCGAUUGGCUUUGUUAUACCAUAGCGUGUACAGAGAAAUUGAGUCGGAUGCGGAUAGUAGCAAGAAAAAGACGAGUUUACAGUUGUGCAAAUUGUAUUACGAUAAAGCAGCGAAGCUAUUGCUCUCGUUAGAGCAGAGUUCGGAAUAUUUGACGAUUCAAAUGGAAAGAGUCGCCCUGAUGGAAUACCAAGCGCGCAAUUGUACUACUUUUAAUAGUAAGCUAAAAGCAUACCAAAAUGGUUUGGAAUUAAUAUUACAUUGUAUACCUAUGAUGAAAAUAUUAUGCGAGCGAGAUAAUGCAAAACAAAAAACAAUCGAAAACAAAACAGAGGAUGGUAAAGCUGAACAGGAAAAAGUGGCCGAAGAACAAAAAUUAAUGGAUGAUGAGGAAAAUCUCAUAGUUCUGUUGGAACAGAGAUUACAAUUUCUUUUACGAUCGUUAACCAAGCUAUUUCUUAGUAAAAGUCCUGUGCAUAAUAAAAAAGAGCAUGAGACACUUGCGAAUCUGUAUAAGCAGUGCUAUAUCCGAACAUUACGACCAGACACAAUGUCCGGAUUUACUUUAAUAAAACGUAUGACACAGCUUUUACAAGAACUCGAUCUUAUGUUAAAGCAAACAUAAUCUUAAACUUAGAUA